Racocetra persica is the source of this 167-nucleotide messenger RNA. The record is from the annotation of a GenBank genome assembly. Lineage: Eukaryota; Fungi; Glomeromycota; Glomeromycetes; Diversisporales; Gigasporaceae.
CUGAGAUUUUACAUAGAUAUAGUAUGGCAGCUUCUGUGAUUCCUCGAGACGAAAUAAACAUAUUAUUGCUUGGUGAAACUGGUACAGGAAAAUCUACUUUUAUAAACGCCUUUGCAAAUUAUUUUAAAUUUGAUAGUUUAGAUGAUGCAAUUGCUGGUGAGAUAGAU